GGCGGCGGCCGCGCCGCGGAGGCGCCUGCUCAGUGCGGGACGCGCGCGCUCGGGCAUGGCGGCGGCGGCGGCGGCGGCGCCGGGCGGCUCCUCGGGCUCGGCGUCCCCGGCCGUGGCCGAGCUCUGCCAGAACACCCCAGAGACCUUUCUGGAGGCCUCCAAGCUGCUGCUCACCUACGCCGAUAACAUCCUCAGAAACCCUAAUGAUGAAAAAUACAGAUCUAUCCGGAUUGGAAACACAGCUUUUUCUACUAGACUCUUGCCUGUCAGGGGAGCUGUGGAGUGUCUAUUUGAAAUGGGUUUUGAAGAGGGAGAAACACAUCUCAUCUUUCCUAAAAAAGCUUCAGUGGAGCAGUUACAAAAAAUUCGAGACCUGAUUGCCAUAGAGAGAAGCAGCAGGUUGGAUGGGUCAAGUAACAGCCACAAGACAGAAUCCUCUCAGCAGCCUGCCACACUGUCUUCUGGUCCCACAGAGCCAAUCCAGAAUGCGGGGAACCAUCAAGGGCAGCCCUCAAACCCACCAUUGACACCAAUGGUUACUGCUGAUUCAGCUAUUCUAAAAAUUCUUCAGUCUAACAUUGAGCAUGUGCUACUCUAUGAAAAUCUUGCUCUCCAGGAGAAAGCGCUGGCUUGUAUUCCAGUCCAAGAAUUAAAAAGAAAAUCACAAGAAAAGUUAUCUCAAGCUAGAAAAUUGGAUAAAGGUACUAAUCUAAAUGAUGAGGACUUCCUUUUGCUGGAGCUUUUGCACUGGUUUAAGGAGGAGUUUUUUCACUGGGUGAAUAACGUUUCGUGCACUAAAUGUGGUGGGCAGACUAAAUCUAGAGAUGUAACAUUGUUGCCCAAUGAGGAGGAGCUGAAGUGGGACGCAAGAAGAGUAGAAGAUCAUUACUGUGAUGCAUGCCAGUUCAGCAAUAGAUUCCCAAGGUAUAAUAACCCUGAAAAGCUUCUGGAAACAAGAUCUGGACGAUGUGGCGAGUGGGCCAAUUGUUUCACACUGUGUUGCCGAGCUUUAGGGUUUGAAGCUCGCUAUGUUUGGGAUUAUACAGACCAUGUCUGGACUGAAGUCUAUUCCGGCUCGCAGCAGCGGUGGCUGCACUGUGACGCAUGUGAAGAUGUCUGUGACAAGCCACUCCUGUAUGAAGUAGGCUGGGGCAAGAAGCUGUCCUAUGUACUAGCAUUUUCUAAAGACGAGGUAGUCGAUGUCACUUGGCGAUAUUCUUGUAAACAUGCAGAGGUAAUCUCCAGAAGAAAUAAGAUUAAAGAAGACUUACUUCGAGAAACUAUCAAUGGCCUUAAUAAGCAGAGGCAACUGUCUUUAUCAGAAAACAGAAGAAAAGAACUUCUCCAGAGAAUAAUUGUGGAACUUGUGGAAUUUAUAUCUCCCAAAACCCCUAAAGCUGGAGAACUGGGUGGAAGAGUAUCUGGGUCAGUGGCUUGGAGAGUAGCCCGAGGUGAAAUGGGACUACAGAGAAAAGAAGUCCUUUUCAUCCCUUCUGAAAAUGAGAAGAUUUCUAAGCAGCUCCACCUUUGUUAUAAUAUUGUGAAAGAUAGUUAUGUCCGAGUUUCAAAUAACAAUCAGACCAUUUCUGGAUGGGAGAAUGGUGUGUGGAAAAUGGAGUCCAUAUUCAGAAAAGUUGAAACAGACUGGAACAUGGUGUAUUUAGCCCGAAAGGAAGGAUCACCCUCUGCAUAUAUUUCCUGGAAGUUUGAGUCUGGGUCAGUUGGCCUGAAAGUAGAUAGCGUAUCCGUCAGAGCAAGUAGUGAAACCUUCCACACUGGAACAGUUCAGUGGAAACUGCGAUCUGAUGCCACAUGGGUAGACCUGACCGGCGAUAAAAAUCUUCACUCCUAUCAUGAUUUUUCUGGUGCCACUGAAGUUAUUUUGGAGGCAGAAUUAAGCGGAGGAGAUGGUGAUGUUGCUUGGCAACAUACCCAGCUGUUUAGACAAAGCUCAGAUGACCAUGAAGAAAAUUGUUUGGAGAUAAUUAUAAAGUUCAGUGACCUUUAGGAACCUGACUAUUUUAAAAGAGCUGGCAAUAAUCAAGAACUUCCCGUGGCCCACAGAAGUCCGUUGGUUCAGUGCCUGCUUAGUGGGCAAUCUACUGCUAUAUGCCAGCAUAUUUCCUUGGUGGCCGUUCAUCAUGUGACCCUCAUGAAAAUAAUCUUUAUACUGUGGACCAUAAUGAAACCUUGAAUUAAAAAUUACCUUCCAUAUGUGACUGUAAUUUGGAAUAAAGUCUUGUUGCCUUGAUAAAGACUUUAAUCUCAAUGCUAUAAGUAUAGUUUUAAAAGUAAAAUGAUGGUAUUCAUGAUUAAAUGCUGUUUGUGAUUAUGGCAAAAUCAUGGGCUAAUAUAGUAAUCUGAUGUUUUUGAUCAGCCAGUAAUUUCUUUAUAAGUGGUUGAAUUACAUUUUCCUAAGAUUUUUAAUUUUAAUAAAUGUGAAAGUAUAAUAUCUGUUAAGCUAUAUAAUGCAUGGAAAAUUUUAUUGUAAAUAUUUAGGCAUUUAAGAAAUAAAAUGAAUUAUUUUUCCUUA
Molecule: messenger RNA, 2533 nt
Organism: Oryctolagus cuniculus (rabbit)
Lineage: Eukaryota; Metazoa; Chordata; Mammalia; Lagomorpha; Leporidae
Gene: NGLY1
Product: N-glycanase 1
Biological process (GO): glycoprotein catabolic process; protein deglycosylation
Cellular component (GO): nucleus; cytosol; cytoplasm
Molecular function (GO): peptide-N4-(N-acetyl-beta-glucosaminyl)asparagine amidase activity
Source: RefSeq, a predicted model, not a curated record